CAAAAUCGUAAGACACCCAACACCAAAGGUCUAUCUCUGCAGAUCCCUUCUUCAUUGCACAAUCAACUAACUCUUGCAGAGAGUAGUGUGUAUACAUUCUUGUGCAGCUAAAGAGGGAUAGAAGACCAAUUAGAGAUGGCGCUGAGUAGAGAAAUCAUGUGUUGUUCUGCAAUUGAGAGAUCAUCUCCAUUUUUGACCUCCUCAAAGGAUUUAUUGAAACAGAACACUCUGCUUUUGGUUAAAAGUAAGCCAGUGUAUUUCCAGAGGAGAAUGAAUUUGAAGGUUGUUCCUACUAUGGCUGCAAUUCGUGAAGAUUUGUUUAUAAAGGCAGUGCCUGCAGAUCAUCAAGAAGAGAAGCCAGUGAACUUCAAGGUGAGGGCAGUGGUCACUGUGAAGCCGAAAAGCAAAGAGGAUUUGAAGGAGACAUUUGUGAAGCAUUUGGAUGCUUUCACUGACAAAAUUGGGAGAAAUGUUGCUUUGGUUCUUAUUAGUACUGAAAUUGAUCAAAAAACAAAGGCACCAAAGAGGAGCAAUGAAGCUGUGUUGAAGGACUGGUCGAAGAAAUCGAAUGUUAAAGCCAAAAGGGUUCAUUACACAGCAGAGUUCAUUGUGGACUCAAAUUUUGGGGUUCCAGGAGCUAUCACAGUGAGCAACAAGCACCAACAAGAAUUUUUCUUGGAGAGUAUCACCAUUGAAGGAUUUGCUAGUGGUCCAGUCCAUUUCCCUUGCAACUCUUGGGUUCAGGCCAGCAAAUCUCAUCCUGAAAAAAGGAUUUUCUUCUCUAAUCAGCCAUAUUUACCAAGUGAAACUCCAGCGGGACUUAGAUCGUUGAGACAAACUGAGCUAAGAAGCAUCAGAGGUGAUGGCAAAGGAGAAAGAAAAUUAUCGGAUAGAAUAUACGAUUUCGAUGUUUAUAAUGAUCUAGGAAAUCCGGACAAGGGUAUUGAAUUUGUUAGACCAACUCUCGGAGGUAAAGAAAUUCCAUACCCCAGACGUUGUCGGACUGGACGCCCUGCGACCGAUUCAGAUAUGUACGCAGAGAGCCGGGUAGAGAAGCCAUUGCCAAUGUACGUGCCUAGAGACGAACAAUUUGAGGAGUGUAAACAAGAUGCAUUCUCGGCUGGGAGGCUUAAGGCAGUUCUUCACAACUUAUUACCAUCCUUAAAAGCCAGCCUUUCUGCUCAUAACCAUGACUUGAAAGGAUUUUCCGACAUCGACAGUCUUUACAGCAAAGGGCUUCUCCUGAAAGUACCAAUGCUGCAAGAUGAGCUGUUGAAAAAGCUACCACUGUCAAAACUUGUUACCACCAUUAAGGAAUCUAGCCAGGGACUUCUCAGAUAUGACACACCAAAGAUAGUGUCCAAGGACAAGUUUGCCUGGCUAAGAGACGAUGAAUUCGGUCGCCAAACAAUGGCUGGAGUUAACCCGGUUAACAUUGAGAGACUCAAGGAAUUUCCUCCAGUGAGUAAACUUGACCCUGAAAUCCAUGGUCCGCAGGAGUCUGCACUCAAAGAAGAGCACAUACUGGGACAUCUCAAUGGCAUGACAGUUCAACAAGCAUUGGAGGAAAACAAGCUGUUUAUAAUUGAUUACCAUGACAUGUACUUACCAUUUCUGGACCGGAUCAAUGGACUAGAUGGAAGAAAAGCGUAUGCAACUCGUACAAUAUUUUUCUUAACCCCUCUAGGCACUCUGAAGCCCAUUGCCAUAGAACUUAGCCUCCCUCCAUCAGGGCCAUCGUCCAGAUCAAAGCGUGUGGUUACGCCUCCAGUUGAUGCAACUUCCAAUUGGAUUUGGCAAUUAGCCAAGGCUCAUGUCUGCUCCAACGACUCUGGUGUUCACCAACUUGCCAAUCAUUGGUUGCGUACACAUGCUGCCAUGGAGCCAUUUAUUAUUGCAGCACAUAGGCAAUUGAGUGCAAUGCACCCCAUAUUUAAGCUUUUGGAUCCACACAUGAGAUAUACUCUGGAGAUUAACGCUCUGGCGCGACAAAACCUGAUCAAUGCUGAUGGUGUCAUCGAGGCUUGCUUCACUCCUGGCCGAUAUUGUAUGGAGAUUAGUGCUGCUACAUACCUCGAUUGGCGGUUUGACAUGGAGGGGCUUCCAGCUGAUCUUAUUCGCAGGGGCAUGGCUGUACCUGACCCAACACAACCACAUGGGCUGAAGCUUUUGAUUGAAGACUACCCUUAUGCAAGUGAUGGACUGCUAAUUUGGUCAGCAAUUGAGAAUUGGGUCCGGACUUAUGUCAAUCGUUACUACACCAAUUCAAGCCAAAUUUGCAAUGACAAAGAGCUCCAAGCAUGGUAUUCUGAGUCCAUCAAUGUUGGCCACGCUGAUCACCGCCACGCAGAAUGGUGGCCGAAACUUGCCACCUCCGACGAUCUAGUCUCCAUCCUGACCACUAUCAUUUGGCUGGCCUCCGCGCAACAUGCUGCCCUUAAUUUCGGACAAUACCCUUACAAUGGGUACGUCCCAAAUAGGCCACCACUAAUGAGAAGGCUAAUCCCUGAAGAAAGUGAUCCAGAGUAUGCUAAUUUCCUAGCUGACCCACAAAAAUAUUUCUUACUAGCAUUGCCAAGUUUGUUACAAGCAACAAAAUUUAUGGCUGUGGUGGAUACACUCUCAACGCAUUCACCGGACGAGGAGUACAUAGGGGAGAGACAACAACCUUCGAUUUGGUCGGGCGAUGCCGAAAUUAUUCAUGCAUUUUAUGGUUUCUCGGCGGAGAUUAGACAGAUAGAGAAACAAAUUGAGCAAAGGAACAAUGAUCCUAGCCUUAGAAACCGUUGUGGUGCCGGAGUAUUACCAUAUGAGUUGCUGGCUCCUAGCUCAGAACCUGGAGUCACAUGCAGAGGAGUUCCUAAUAGUGUAUCAAUUUAGAUAUAUAUAGUUAGGUAUGUAAUCUUUAUUGAAGUGGCUCAACCAGAUUUGUUGGUCUGAAGUACAUGACUGUGGGGCUACAUGGUCUGAAGUGAUCACCAAUUGUGGUCGCAUCUACUUUUGUAUAUGGUUAUAGGAUUAGACCUCGUAAACAAGGGAUAUACUGUACUCUGUAAAAACUGUAAUGUUUUGUAAUGCAUUAAGUAAGGAAAUUUGAAACUCAUAUUGAUCUUCCUAGCA
Messenger RNA from Tripterygium wilfordii, 3120 nucleotides. RefSeq names its product linoleate 13S-lipoxygenase 3-1, chloroplastic-like. Gene Ontology annotation, biological process: lipid oxidation. Bases 136 to 2880 code for a protein of 914 amino acids. Gene Ontology annotation, molecular function: protein binding; oxidoreductase activity, acting on single donors with incorporation of molecular oxygen, incorporation of two atoms of oxygen; metal ion binding. Lineage: Eukaryota; Viridiplantae; Streptophyta; Magnoliopsida; Celastrales; Celastraceae. The record is from RefSeq and is a predicted model, not a curated record. The transcript has 7 exons.